UUCAACGAGAUACAUCGAGAGUACGCGUCAGCGUGAAAAUCGUACAGGAACUGAAACGAAACAUAAACCACCGGCUGUGUUGUCAUCAAUAUUACAAUAUGGGUGCCUUUGAUUUUCUUGACGAUGUGCGACGCAUGAAUGCUCGACAGCUCUACUAUCAAGUUCUGAACUUUGGUAUGAUUGUCUCAUCCGCGCUGAUGAUAUGGAAAGGUCUGAUGGUUGUAACUGGAAGUGAAAGUCCCAUUGUUGUAGUGCUUAGUGGUAGCAUGGAGCCUGCAUUCCACCGUGGUGAUCUAUUGCUGCUUACCAACCACAGAGAGGAGCCAAUCCGAGUUGGUGAAAUAGUGGUGUUCAAAAUUGAAGGAAGGGAUAUUCCAAUUGUACACAGAGUCUUGAAAGUUCAUGAAAAGGAGGAUGGAACAGUCAGGUUCCUGACCAAGGGAGAUAAUAACUCUGUUGAUGACAGAGGUUUAUAUGCCAAAGGUCAAUUGUGGCUGGAGAAAAAAGAUGUUGUUGGUAGAGCUAAAGCGUUUUUGCCGUAUGCUGGAAUUGUGACCAUCCUUAUGAAUGAUUAUCCUAAGUUUAAGUACGCAAUUUUGGCAUUUUUGGGAAUCUUUGUGUUGACUCAUCGAGAAUAACUCCAACUGUAUUUUUUAAGUAUGCAUGAUGAAGAUUGCGUGUGCCUGUGCAUCAUAUAAACAUUUUAUUUUCUGGGUAACCAACUCAGUACAUUUAUCAAAAUGCUUAAGUGCUACUUUACACUGCAGUAUGUAUUACUUGAAUAAGUAGAACAGAUGUAUGAUUAACUCUUUUACUAGUGAUGUAUCAAUUUUAAAACUUUUGUUUCUUUAAAAACUGCCUAGGAAUGUGAUUAUAUUUUGUUGAACAGCUGUUUAGUACCAACCUACAUUGUUCUGGACAAGUAUAGGGUAGCAUUGCUUCACCUAAUUUUUGCAGUCUUUUUGUUUACAACCUGUAUAGUUAUCUUUAAAGUAUUAGUUUUGUUUGUCCCACCUCAUAAUUUUUUUCUUGCUUUGCUGUUUAAUUUCUAUAUUGCAUGAGGUUUUCAAUGUAAGUGUUUGCAUCUGUACCUCACACUUAAGAAAAUAACUGCUGACAAACCAUCAGAAAGUUCAGUUAUGUUACCACAUAUUCAUGUAUUAGUUUGUAGCUUAUGCUAAAAAAUUUAAGCAGCACUGUAUACAUUUCUGUUGGCACCUAGAUUUUUACAGUUGUUACAUUUAAUAUAUUACAUAUAUCUUGAUGAGAUGUAUGUGUAAUUUAUGAAUUUGAGAAUGAUUUGAUUGUGUGAGUGGCUGUGUUUUAUUGGAAGAUUUUCUUCCUAUUUUUAAAACUUUCUUACUUUUGGUGUAAGGUGCAAGCUAUGACAUUUAAAAUGGAAUAAGUAAUCAAAGUAAUUUUUUUUUUUACUGUUGUAACUUAUUUUCUUGAAUUCAUUGGAGACUUUUCUGUGAAAUUUCUUAUGGUCACUAGUCAGUGUUUUGACUUCUGUGGUUUAGUGUCUUGUAUGGCCCAUUGACUGUUGAGACAGUUUCAAAAAAGUAGAUUUUUGACCUCUAGAUCUGGCCGUAGCCAGAUGUAUUCCAUAAAAAUUUACUGUUUCUAAAUUUAACCAUGCUCUUGUAUGUAACAUGUUUCAUUUAUAAAUAUAUUUGAGAAAUAAAAUCAUUUGUUGACCA
This is a messenger RNA of Physella acuta, 1700 nucleotides long. Its product is annotated as signal peptidase complex catalytic subunit SEC11A. Lineage: Eukaryota; Metazoa; Mollusca; Gastropoda; Physidae. Gene Ontology annotation, molecular function: serine-type endopeptidase activity. The record is from RefSeq and is a predicted model, not a curated record. Gene Ontology annotation, cellular component: signal peptidase complex; membrane.